UCAUAUCACCAAUCCUGAAACUUGUAGUAGCAUCAUUCUCAAGUAAUCAGUGUCAUGGAGGAUGAUCAGUUAGAGAGAGAUAUGAUCAGCCAACUUCCCAACAGUAUUCUUGGAACCAUCUUGUCAUUUCUCAGCUUGAGAGAAGUAGUGAGAACAAGUGUCCCUUCAAUCAGAUGGAGGAAGAUUUGGACUGCAUCUCUCUCAGUCCUCAACUUUGAUGUAGACAAUAUGCUUGGCAAAAUUCAGCACUCUGACGCUGAUUAUAAUGCAAAUCAAGGAAAUGAACUGAAGACAUUUGAAUACAAGGGACACACAAUAGAUUUCUCAUUCAGUGAAGUGCCUAAUCUAAAGAAUGCAUUUAUCCAUCUUACAUCUUUCAAGGGAGGUGAAAGUGCUCUUUGGUCGAUUUCUAGGCUUCUAGUCCAUCUUCCCCAACUUGAAAAUUUGUGGUUAAACUAUUGCUUUGACUGGAAGAUUGAGAACACUCCUGACAGAAAACUAGCUUUUGGUAAUCUUAAACUUUUGUCAAUUUCAAGUGCUUUCAUCCCCCACCUAAACCUCUUGUGAGAAAUAUGGUGGCCCUCUAGCUGCCCCAGUGAUUAUCUCAAGGAAGUUCUGAUAACUGGCAUGCAUGGUUAUAUGAGUGAAAUUGAGAUUGCUGUUUUUCUACUAAAUAAUGCUAUGGCACUACAGAAGAUGGUGAUUGACCCAUGCAGUAGAUAUUACAAUGGGUGUGGCAAAUCGGAAGCUUCAGCAGCCUGUGCAAGAUGGAUUGGAACUAGAAGGCAGAGAGUUUCUAAUCAUCUUAGAGUUGAAGGUCGUCCACAGGUACAACUUUUGAUUCUGUGACUAUGUAUUAGGAAUACGGUGUUGAUGAUUUGCUAACUGCUCUGAACUUGGCAUGAAAAAUGUUAAAUGUCCAGUAAUGUGAUAAUAAAUAGAAGUUUUAAAA
This is a messenger RNA of Rubroshorea leprosula, 952 nucleotides long. The record is from the annotation of a GenBank genome assembly. Lineage: Eukaryota; Viridiplantae; Streptophyta; Magnoliopsida; Malvales; Dipterocarpaceae.